AUGACUUGCACUGGGGUUUGUCACAGCUGGUCUAAACACGCCACCCUUAUAAACAACUGUUAUCCAAAUGGUCCGAACGAGUUGAAUCCAAAGUCAAGCGAACUCUCAUAUCUUGUAUUUUAUGCAAGUUCAAAGCCCGCAAAACUCACAAAAUGUGGUGCCCAUUUAGAAAAAAGAGUUGCUAGCGAUGUUAAAAAACAUAAAAAGCAAGAUACAGAUGUUUCCUUACAAAUUAUUUCAAAGUUAUUAGGCUCUUGUAAAAAAGAUUUAAAUCUAUUUUCAAAGAAUGUAGUCAAAAUCAUUGCUGCCUCUUUAAGUACAAAAGAUAUUGAUCUAGUUGCACGAGCAUGUUCAGUGAGAAAAGGGCUUCACGCACUCCAAGCUGCGGUCACUUCUGAUGCAUUAUACAAAGCAAAAUCUAAACAUCAAUUGCGACAAAUCAUUCCUGCACUUUUAAAAAAUUUAACUGAUGGCGAGAUUGGUUUAGAACACUUACAAAGAAUCGAAAUGGAACAAAUGAAUAAUAAUGGUGAUGGUCAUUCAAACCCAAAUCAGUUUUCCAUAGAUUCUACAACAAUUUCAGCUGAAGGGAAUGCGCGCUUAGCUUAUAAUUGUUACAAACAAGUAUUUACAUAUGCCAAUACUUCAAAUAUUAAUAUGUCCCUUAAGCCAACCUUUGCCUUUCUAGAUGAUAAUAAUCUUUGGUUACCGUCAUCCUUUGGUAUUAGUUUAGCUUUUGUUGUCGUCUCUUCCUUGCAGCCGGUAUUUCGUCAUACAUUUGUUACCGAAAUAAUACAGCAACUAAAUUCAUUGAUUAAUGUGGCAGAACCUUUGCCCAAAAAAUACGCACUGAUCGAGAUGUUAACCUCAAUUCUUACCAAUAAAAUUAAUCUGGUCAACUAUUCGAUCCUGGAAGUUUUGGGUUGUUUGUUACGCCAUUUGUUAAAUUCUGUAAAAUUAAGGGAUUACAAUUUUGAAAUUGCAAAUUUAAAUAGUGAUGAGAAAGUAUUUGCGGCCGAAACCUCUUUGAUUGAAAAAUCUGCAGAACUGGAAAAAAUGAAUGCUCAAAGACUUUUCACUUGCAUAGGAAUCUCUAUUAGUGACUCAAGAAAAACUUUAUUGAAAUGCCUGGAUACUGUCCUUAAAAAGAAUAACGAAUCUAAAAAACUUUAUCCUCAAUAUCCAAGGAAUGAGAUUCAAAUUGAAGCAUUUCAAAAUACUACUGGACUUUGCUCGGAUGAUGAUCAUGAUUAUGUAACUUUAUCCACUAUUCUUCGUGCUCUAUUUAAUCGUUUUCGUGCUGACCAAAUUAUUCGUGGUGUACCAGUUGUCUUCAAAUUACAACAUGAAGCUAAGGAAGAGAAGCUUGAAAAUUACACUCGUCAACGAGCAUUGGCUAGCAUCAUUGUGUUAUAUUUUCAUGAUAUUGCAACUGUUUUUGAAGAUGAGGAAAAAUCCAACGAGACGAAUCAAUUAUUGCAACCAGUUGACAUUUGGCUUGAUCAUCAAAUUAUUGUGCCUUUACUUUGUAAACAUAAAGAAUUAACAGAUAUAGGCGGCAAACAAUUAGAGAAGAAUUUGAUGGCAGAAUGGAAUCCUGACGAAGGAUUUGAAAGAUUGAAAUCUGAAGCUUCAAAAAUUAGAUCAUCAAGAAGUUUCAGUGAUGAAAAACCUCAUAUUGCAAUCACUCUGCCUAUUUUUACUCAUCAUGAAGAUAGUUCUGGUGAUUUACCUAAACCAACUAUUAAAGUAGAAAAUUUAAAAGAUGCACUAGGUGUACAACAACAGGUUUCAAAUAAUACAUCCGAACAUGAUAAUUCUGUAGUAUCUGAUUUAGAAUCAAUUACUUAUUCAUUGAAUGGUGUUAAUGGGAAAAAAGAAAAGAAAACUCCUCAGAAAGAUACAACUGACUUUUUAUUAUCUUUAUCAUCAUCUAUUGGCACUAUUAAAUCGGCAAGUGCAACAAGUUUAAUAAAUCCGCCUUAUAAAUCUUAA
Messenger RNA from Entrophospora candida, 1995 nucleotides. NCBI's taxonomy places the organism in Eukaryota, Fungi, Glomeromycota, Glomeromycetes, Entrophosporales, Entrophosporaceae. The record is from the annotation of a GenBank genome assembly.